GCUUGAACCUCCGACCUUGUGGUUAACAGCCACACGCUCUAACCAACUGAGCUAUUCCAGCUUGUUGCUUCUUUUUUAUUUGAAAAAUUAAUAUCAAGAAGGAAUCAGUGGGUAUUUAACAUAAAACAAACACACAGGUAGAACCUGCAUCGAUCUAUCAAACAAUGUGGAGAAGAAAAGCAAUCAACUUUCUUCCAAACAGAACUUUCUCAACUUCAACCUUGUACUCCUUUCUCCAACCCACAAUUUUUACACUCAAAAAACCUACUACAGAUCCUACCAAUACCACACCACCACCGACUCUACAGAGCUUAAACCUAGACCACGUAGCCACUUUAGAAUCCACUAUCCACAACUCUCUCCUCACCAAUGACACUGAUCAAGCAUGGAAAUCAUUCAAGUUCCUCACUUCAAACUCUUCUUAUUUCCCUUCAAAAUCCCUCGCUAAUUCUCUCAUUACCCAUCUAUCUUCUCUUCAAGACACUCUUAAUCUCAAAAGAGCGUUUGCUUCUGUUAUUUUCUUUAUGGAGAAAAACCCGCAAAGUUUAGAUUUUGAAACUGUUCAAUCUGUUCUCGAAUCAAUGAAGUUUGCUAAUAGUGCUGCUCCUGCUUUUGCUUUAGUUAAAUGCAUGUUCAAACAUAGGUAUUUUAUGCCUUUUCAUUUGUGGGGUGGUUUGAUUGGUCAUAUUAGUAAAAAGAAUGGAAUGUUUGUUGCCUUUCUGAAGGUGUUUGAAGAAAGCUAUAGGAUUGCUGUUGACGAGAAACUGGAUUUUAUGAAACCUGAUUUGGGUGCUUGUAAUUUGGCUUUAGAGUGUUGUUGUGAAGAAAUUGAGUCUGUUAGUGAUGCUGAUAAUGUUAUUGAGAUUAUGUCUGUUUUGGGUAUUAAGCCUGAUGAGAUGAGUUUUGGGUUUCUUGCUUAUUUGUAUGCAUUGAAAGGGCUUCAAGAUAGGAUAGUUGAGUUAAAGAGUUUAAUGGAAGGGUUCAGUGUUUUGAAUAAAAGGUUGUUUUAUAGUAAUUUGAUUAGGGGGUAUGUAAAGUCGGGAAAUUUGGAGUCUGUUUCUGCAACUAUUAUAUGUAGUUUGAGGGAAGAAGAUGAGAAAAACUAUAAUUUCAAUGAGGAAACUUAUUGUGAAGUCGUUAAAGGGUUUCUCAAAGAUGGGAGCCUCAAGGGUUUAGCAAAUUUGAUAAUUGAAGCUCGGAAGUUAGAACCAGAUUCUAUUGAAAUUGAUAAAUCAAUCAGCUUUGGUGUGAUUAAUGCUUGUGUUAAUCUUGGAUUAUCUGAUAAGGCGCACAGCAUUCUUGAUGAAAUGGAUGCUAAAGGUGGUUCUGUUGGGUUUGGGGUCUAUGUUCCAAUCUUGAAGGCAUAUUGCAAAGAAGGUAGGACAGCUGAAGCUACGCAACUGGUCAUGGAGAUCAGCAAUUUAGGGCUUCAGCUAGAUGCUGGAAGCUAUGAUGCUCUAAUAGAAGCAUCAAUGACCAGCCAAGAUUUUCAGUCUGCUUUUACUUUGUUUAGGGACAUGAGAGAGUCGAGAAGCCCUGACUUGAAGGGGAGCUAUUUAACCAUAAUGACAGGAUUGAUGGAGAAUCACCGACCUGAAUUAAUGGCUGCAUUUUUGGAUGAAGUAGUUGAGGACCCCAGAAUUGAGGUAAAAACUCAUGACUGGAAUUCAAUUAUUCAUGCCUUUUGUAAAGCUGGGAGGCUGGAAGAUGCAAAGAGGACUUUUAGAAGAAUGAUUUUCUUGCAGUUUGAACCAAAUGAUCAAACCUAUUUGUCCUUAAUUAAUGGGUAUGUGACCGCGGAGAAAUAUUUCAGUGUUUUAAUGCUCUGGAGUGAGAUUAAGCGACGCGUUUCAAAUGAUAAAGAGAAAAGUUUUAAAUUUGAUCAAAAUUUGGUUGAUGCUUUCCUGUAUGCACUGGUUAAAGGGGGUUUCUUUGACGCGGUGAUGCAAGUUGUUGAGAAGUCUCAAGAGAUGAAGAUUUUUGUUGAUAAGUGGAAGUACAAGCAAGCAUUUAUGGAGACCCAUAAGAAGCUCAAAGUGUCAAAGUUGAGAAAGAGGAACUUCCGGAAAAUGGAAGCACUUAUUGCUUUUAAGAAUUGGGCUGGUCUAAAUGCAUGAACUUACAGAAUGCCAGGAAUCUCUGCUUAGCUGUUUGUUAAGCCUUUGCUCUAUACACUGCUAUGCUGCUUAGGAUCACAAUGAAGUGCUUGCUUUCAAUCCUUAAGCUUGUUCAAAUGUUCGACUAUCAUUAAACUUUUGCACUUUGCUCACUUGGCUUAUGAUAUUUAUCUGAGCGUAUACAUAGCUCAACCCUGCCUCAUUCCCGAAAUUAACACAAGUUGGAAUCUACUUCAAAGUUCCUUUUGAAUUA
Ricinus communis (castor bean) is the source of this 2370-nucleotide messenger RNA. Its product is annotated as pentatricopeptide repeat-containing protein At1g69290. The record is from RefSeq and is a predicted model, not a curated record. Bases 165 to 2117 code for a protein of 650 amino acids. Gene Ontology annotation, molecular function: protein binding. The transcript has a single exon. NCBI's taxonomy places the organism in Eukaryota, Viridiplantae, Streptophyta, Magnoliopsida, Malpighiales, Euphorbiaceae.